AAUUAAAUUGCAUCAACCGAAUGCCACUAUGAAAGUAAUAAUUGAAAAAUUUCGGAAUACACUCAAAAAGAGAUAUAAAAUAAUUCAGGCAGUACGUGGAACACGUUACUGCUGUUUGUGAUUCAGAGUCCAGAAGACGUAAGAUGAAGUUAGACGCCAAAAUUGUACUUCUCCUGUUUGGAGCCCUCAUGCUCGUCAGUUCCGCGUAUGGUCAGGAUGCCGUGAGCCAGAUGAGCGUCGAGGACAAACGCCGAAUCAUCAAAAGCAUGUUAGACUCGCAGAAAGAUAUUCGCCGAGCGUUGUUGAAAAUCAGACGGCAGAUUAUGGGGGACUCCGAGGGCGCCGGAGGUCAGCAGCCAGGCGAUGAAGACGAUGAUGACGAUGACGAUAAUGCUGACGAUGGAUUGGAUGGUGAUGACAUUUCCGGUGGAGAGGAGGAAUGGAAGGAGGAACAAAGAAAGAUUCGCGAGGCGCGUGAGCAACUGGAGGCUUAUGUUAAAAAAAUCGCUUCAUCCUUCAUCGCGAUGCACGAUAUAAUCGAGAAGAUUAACAACAAGAUCGACGAGGAGAUCAGGGAGGGUAACAGUGAGGUGAACUAUAACUUAUACUAUCGUCCCGGAAAGCCAUUUCAGCCACCCACAAGCCCUCCAUUUAAAUCCAAACAAUCGGCUAUCCAGACCUUUGAUCAAGCAAAUUCAGACGGAUCAUCCCAUUAUAAACGAAACAACAAAAGACCUUAUAGGCACACUCAACGAGGAAGUCGAGCCCUGGACGAUACCGAACUUACAGUUGAUACGGAGCAUUCGAGCAGCCCAGAUCACCUCAGCGUUACUUCUAGCGAUGACACUCUGCAGGGAGCUGUUCCCCUUGAACUAAAUCAGCAGAAAGUCGUAUGAAAACCCUUCUGAUAUUAAAACACAUGAAUAAACAAUAAUAAUAACUCGUUUUGAGUACACAUCGAA
This is a messenger RNA of Toxorhynchites rutilus septentrionalis, 962 nucleotides long. RefSeq lists its product as uncharacterized. The transcript is spliced from 2 exons. The record is from RefSeq and is a predicted model, not a curated record. NCBI's taxonomy places the organism in Eukaryota, Metazoa, Arthropoda, Insecta, Diptera, Culicidae. Bases 144 to 896 code for a protein of 250 amino acids.